Pocillopora damicornis (cauliflower coral) is the source of this 1593-nucleotide messenger RNA. RefSeq lists its product as uncharacterized. Gene Ontology annotation, molecular function: protein binding; ATP hydrolysis activity; ADP binding. The record is from RefSeq and is a predicted model, not a curated record. Lineage: Eukaryota; Metazoa; Cnidaria; Anthozoa; Scleractinia; Pocilloporidae.
AUGACAGAUAUUGACCUGAAGCUUCCGGGGUUCCUGGAUUACUUUCUUGAAUUCCUGUUCCAGCAAGUGGAUCUGGUCGCCCUGCCAUCUUUUAAAACAGAAACACAAACAAUUCGUGGUCGGUUUCCCUGUUCUCAGACCACGCAAAUUUGGGUGAAUGUCCAAGAUUUUUACACGAUUUUGUUAUUGGAUAAUUUUGAAUUUCUUCUUCAUUUGGAUGACAGAAUGCAGCUCCCCGAAAAUGAAUUGUCACUCCAGCAGAUGAACCCAUCUGAGGAAGGAUCGAGGAUUAAGAAACUAAUCAAUGAAAUUUUAAAGGUUGCAGGCAAAGUCAAGCUUCUCCUCACUUCUUCAGAGAAAGUUUGUUUUCCGGAGGCAGGUCGAGAAAUGGUUCAUCUGUCGCCUUUUAAGCCAGAAGAAUCCGUUGAGCUUUUUAAAAGAGUUUGGAAGGAUAGGCAAGUCGACACAACCCAAGCACAUGGCUUGUCAGAGAUUUGCAGUGGUAUUCCCCUGGUCCUUUACACCCUGGCCUCCUCCCACAAUAACCUGCUAAGUCUCUUGAAAGAGAUGACCUGUUCUUCGCCUCAAGAAAAAUUCGAGUUCUUGACAAAGAUUCGAACGGUAUCAGAGGAUAUGAAGAUCAACGUUUGUAUCGAUUAUUGCUUCGAGAGGCUUGUUUCGAAAGAAAAGUGUGCCCUUAUCAGAUUUGCAUUACUUAGAAGGCGUUUUUCUCUGUGUGAAGCAGAGAAAAUAUUUCAAUCAACGGAGAUGAGUGCGUCCCAGCUCAGACGAUGUGGACUGGAACUGUCCCAGCGAUCACUUUUGGAAGAACACAUUAUUGGAGAUGAAUGCUCCUAUACCCUCCUUCGAGUAAUUCGUGAUUAUUGUGAAACUAAAGCAAUGGAGCAGGAGUUUUGUGAAGUGAUCUUAGAUGCUCGGAGGGCGUUUAUCCUUCAUUUUUUAACCUUUCUGGAAGACAUCUUUAAAAUGUUCCUGAGCCAGAACGCGUCAGAAGCUAUUGCAGCCUUUCAGAAAGAUGAGGCAAAUGUCAUGCAGCUCGUUGAAUGGUGCAGAAAUGGUAAAAUGGAUGAAGAACAAGCAGGAAAGUGCAUUGAUGUUUUCAACAACGUGGCGGAGCUACUGGCGAAGAUGAUGGCAAAGGCCAAAUUUAAAUUUGCCUUUGAAUCUUUACGAACGAGAUGCGAACAGAUGGAAGAUCAGACGAGACUGAGCGAUUGCCUCACAUCCUUGGGGAUGAAAGAAGUAUUCAGCUGCUCCUGUCCUCCAAUUGGUCUGUGUGCUUCCGCCGCUGAAAGAGCCAAAGAAUACUUCACGAGGGCUGACCAAAUCCAGGAUAAUCUUGGAGUUAGAACCGGUAACAGCCGAGCUCAGUGCCUUGCCAAACUUGGUCGAUGUCUCGCCAAAGAAGGCUAUUUUGAGGAGGCAAAUGAAAAAGUCCAACAGGCAAUCGACAUUCGAUGGGCUCAAGGAGAGAAUGACAUCGUUAUGCUCGGUGCAACGUUUAAUGAUCAGGGAGUGAUCCUUUCGCUCGAGGAAAAUCAUGAGCAGGCAAUCAAGGUCAGAGAAGAUCAG